Molecule: messenger RNA, 894 nt
Organism: Symbiodinium sp. CCMP2456
Lineage: Eukaryota; Dinophyceae; Suessiales; Symbiodiniaceae
Source: the annotation of a GenBank genome assembly
AUGGAUCCUUGCUGUGACGAUGUCUGUGACGUCGUUUUCGUCGGGAAUCCCGGCGUGGGCAAGAGCACCCUGCUCUCGGCCGUGUCAGGCCGGCACUUCGAAAGUGGCCUCAGCUGGGUCAAUGGCUUGACGAAGAAGCUUUGCUUCCAAAGAUCUCCGGCGCUGCCUGGCGUAAGGUUUGGUGAUACCCCAGGCUUGGCGGAUGUCUCCUUGGCAGAGAUGGCUGCGCAGGCCAUCAACGAAGCCUUCAGUGAUGCCGCCCGGCAUGGCAGGAACGUGAAGCUCAUCUUUGUGAUCACGACCGAGAGUGGACGCUUGCGCCCCGAAGACCUCUUCACCAUCAAGCAGGUCAUGCAGUCCAUUGAGCUACCUGGCGGAUCCAGGCCGGGGCCCAACAGCUACGGCUUGCUGAUCAACAAGUGCAACUGGCUAGAGGCACCGAUUGCUGAUGAAGGGAAACAGCUGAUCAAUGCGACGUUUCAAGUGCCGAAGCAGUCGGUGCCUUUCGUGACGGGGUACACGCAGUAUGUGCCAUUUAUCCCAGAAGCCGCUGGCGCUGAUCAGCUGGUGCACUUUCCGGGGCUCAUUGAGUGGGUCUUCAGUUUCCCGGGCAUCACCAUCUCCAGGGCAACUCUGAUCGACACCCGCGGCUUAGAGGAGAAAAUGAAGCAGAUGAGGCAACAGGCUGCUAGAGACGAGGAGGCAUUGGUAGCCCGCCUGCAGCGCAAACAUGAGCAGGAGCUUGGAGAACUCAAGGCACAGAUGGACUCCACCGUGGCGGACAUGGAGCGCAAGCUGCGCGAAGCGCAGAACCGCGGCUUUUGGAAAUCUUUGGGCAAGCUGGUGCUCAGCGUAGCGAGCAUCGCUUUGUUUCGUGUGCCUUUACCUCCCUAG